GGUUUCACAGUCCAUCCCAAGCAGCAGCAGUGAGUGGUAGUGACAGUGGCGACGCCAACCUCGGGAAGAGAAGAAAUCAGCAGUGGAGCAACGUGCUUGGCCCAUUUUAACUACACACAACUGCCGAAAUAUGAUGGUUCAUAUUGUGUAAUUUGUUAAUAGUGCGCGUUCUGCUCUUCCAUUUUAUCGUUGCGCAAAGACAAUACGGAUAUUAUAAUUUUAUUGUCGAAUACGUUUUUUACGUAAUUUUCAUAAGAACAAAAAGCAACAUUAGCGUUAACACCAACGUCUACCCUUUUUAUCACCGACACAAAUCACCGGAGCCUCAUGUCUCUCUGCUGGUAUUGUUUCUAAUGUUUUAUACCGCGUCUGGAUUUAACCAUGGAUGUUCAAAAUGAGCUUGAUUUUCAAUUUUUGGAUUUAAAUGAUUUAAAUGAAAGUGAUAAGAAUCAUUUAAUUGGUAUUUUGAAGUCACCUAACAUUACCGAUGCCUUAAAAUUACCAUGGGACACAGUUGAAACUAAUAAUGAUAUCAAUGCUUCUAUAACAGAGAUUCCUCAGUUACAAAACCAGUGGUAUCACAAUGCAAUGCCACCACCUCCUUCAUAUACACAACAAAUAAUAUGUAAUGAGUGGCAAGGACCACCUAUAUAUCCUGUUCCAACAGAUGCCCAUAUACAACCAUUUAUGCCUGCAAUGACUUAUUCUCAUCCUGGAUAUAAUCUUGGUAGUGAAAUUCAUGAUGUCAAUUGUAAUAGAGAAAAUAAUAGGAGAAAUAACAGAGGAAGAGGUAUAAGGAGAGACAAUUUCAAUCGUGGAAUGAAUCCUGCAAAUGAAAUGCAACCAGGAUACAUAGGAGAUCAAGGACAAUUUCAUCCACAGUUAUCCUUCGUAGUCAUGUAUCCUGAUCAAGCUCAACAACAACAAUUCUCUGGUCAUGUUCAUUAUCCUUUAGCGCUAUAUCAGCCAAAUCUUCAUACGCACACUAAUACACACCCGCAUGCUCAGCCCACAUAUGGAUAUCCCCCAUACCAUCAUCCUUCUAAUAAUAUGAGGUGUAUCCGACAAGCAGCACCUGUGCUUUCCCAACCUACCCAAGAAUGUGCAAAGAUACAGACUACAAAACCGUAUGAAAAACAAGUCCAAAAUGUUUAUACACCAGUAAAGCAACCUUUUCAUCAAAUAAAUGAAGAGGACAACUCAUCUCAGACCAAUAUAGUCACUACAGUGAUAACUGUAAAUAACAGUAAAGUUGAACAGUGUAAUGACAGCAUGGACGACAAUACUGCCAUCAGAAAAAAUUCCAAUGCAAAUGGAAAAGUACCUCCUGUAAAUGUAAAAAUUGAGCACAAUAUUGUGUCAACUGUAAAUGAAAAUUGCAAUGGAGCUGAAAAAAAUGAUAUGCCAUGCGUGAAUAUCAAUAGUAGCAUUGAGGUGAAGCAAAAUGGAGAAACUGAUAAGGAGUAUAAAAACGAAACUGUCUCUAGUAUUAAGACUACGGUUGUUAAAACAUUGUCCAAACCUAUACCUAAAGGCGAAACUGAAGCACAAAAGGAAGACAAUCUUGUAAAAAGUGUACUAGACGAAACUGUUAGUAAAACAUUAAAUAACUCAUCUGUUACAGCUAGUAAUGCUCCGGCAGCUGCAAUUCCUGCUACAUCACCCCCAAGUGUAUCUAACAUAUCUUGGGCAAGUGUCCUGAAAAAGGGAAACACAGAUGCACAAUCAACCCUAUCGAAUUACAAGCCCACAGCACGCAUUAAUCCAAUACCUGUUAGUUCAAUCACAGAAAAUAAUGUAACUACAAAAGUACAGGCACAAUCAGAAAAGGAUCAACGUACAGGCACAUCAGGUUUUACGAAUGAUAAUGUGCAAUCCAAUUCACAAAACAUGAUAAAUAAGAAGAAAAUCGUAGUAUCCACAACAGUGGGAAAUCGGUUUAAUCAUGUUCUGGCCUAUCAAAUGGGUGAAUUUUUAUUAAAUUACCAAAUGGAUAAACAAACUGUGAGUUUGUUACCUCGUGGAUUAACGAACCGUAGCAAUUAUUGUUACAUUAAUAGUAUAUUACAAGCUUUGCUAGCUUGUCCACCUUUUUAUAAUCUUUUAAUGGCUUUGCCACAUCCUAAGACUCCCAGUAAGACGUCUUACACUCCACUUAUUGAUAAUAUGAUUAAAUUUGUACACGAAUUUACACCUUUGUCAGAUGGUGCACGAUUGGCCAGAAAAGACAGAGCAAGUAAACGAGGGGAAGACACGAUAGUAGAUAUACAAAGCGGAGUGGCCUUCGAACCUUCAUAUGUAUAUACAAUGUUAAAAAACACAUCAGCUGCAGGCGUAUUUUCUGUGGAAGGGCGCCAAGAAGAUGCAGAAGAGUUCCUUUCGUGCCUUCUGAAUGGUAUCAAUGAUGAAAUGCUUGAACUUAUUAAAUUAGUAAAUAAUGACCAAAACGUAAUGGCUAGUGUUGAAACUAAUAUAAACUAUAAUAAUGGGGAAGAAGAAUGGAAGGUUAUGGGCCCAAAAAAUAAGGGAUCUAUUACACGUUGUACCGAAUUUGGUAGAUCACCAUUGUCCGAUAUAUUCCGUGGGCAAUUAAGAUCAAGGGUCUCACGAGUAGGAGAACAACCCACAGAUAACGUCCAACCCUUUUUUACGUUACAACUUGAUAUCGAGAAAGCUGGAUCUGUGAAGAGCGCGCUUGAGAUUCUCGUUGGAAAAGAUCAAUUAGAAGGAAUGACAUGUAGUAAAACAAAGCAACAAAUCGAAGCUUGGAAACAAGUAACUUUAGAAGAAUUACCAGUCAUUCUUAUAUUACACUUAAAGUGGUUCGACUACAAACUUGAUGGUUGCUCAAAAAUUCUCAAAAGUGUAGAGUUUCCAAUUGACCUGAAGCUAGAUAGUAAAUUCUUAUCGCCAAACGCUAUAAAAAAAUUGAAUCCGAAACAAAAACACUACAAGCUGUUUGCUGUUACUUAUCAUGAUGGAAAAGAAGCGACAAAAGGUCACUAUGUUACGGAUGCCUUUCAUGUUGGAUACGGUGGUUGGGUCAGAUAUGACGAUAGUUCAUUAAAAGGUGUUUCAGAGGGUAACGUAUUAAAGCCAAUCCCUCCCAGAGUUCCAUAUUUAUUAUAUUAUCGCAGAUGCGAUACUAUCGGGAAUAAUCAAUCGAAUAGCGGUAAAGCGCGUUAGAAAAAGAAGGAUUAAACGUGUAGGUGAAACUAUAUUUUAAGUCGAAAAAGAGGCAACUUGAAAGAAUGGCUUUUACAGUUUUGUGAUUCUUGUUGAUAUUUAUAUCUAAAUACAGAGAGUGUUUAUUAUUCAAUAUCAUGAGAAACAAAAAGCUAUUUCCUUUUAACAUGCUGUACUUCCAUCGAGUAUUUGUACUAAGAUUGUUGUUACAAGGUUUAUGCAUAGUUUUCUUGGUACACGAAAUAAAAAGACAGUUAACGUUGAAGUUGAA
Megalopta genalis is the source of this 3457-nucleotide messenger RNA. RefSeq names its product ubiquitin specific protease 10 (gene Usp10). Gene Ontology annotation, cellular component: nucleus; cytosol. NCBI's taxonomy places the organism in Eukaryota, Metazoa, Arthropoda, Insecta, Hymenoptera, Halictidae. Gene Ontology annotation, molecular function: cysteine-type deubiquitinase activity. Gene Ontology annotation, biological process: DNA damage response, signal transduction by p53 class mediator; protein deubiquitination; regulation of autophagy. The record is from RefSeq and is a predicted model, not a curated record.